AUGGGCUCAUUCUCGAACGUCUCGGCCGCGAUCCGAGUCGCUUCAGUGCUUCUCAUCCUCGGCGCUCUCCUCCUCACCUUCCACUGGCUCGGUGACUCGGGGUUCAGGGAGCCACCACAGCACCAUCUGCAGACUCCCCCUGGAGGAGCGCCUGGCCAUCGACCACCACCCGUUCAUGGUGGUCCACCACCGCCUAUCCCGCAGGACAAGCCGCAGGGUGAUGCACAGCUCGGGGAAUCUGACAACGCCAAGGAUGGGGCCACUAAGAGUGGGAAGCCAUCUGAGAAGCCAUCCGUCGUGAAGCCAGCGGUUGAGAGUCCCGUUGAGCCUCCCCCUGAGCUUUCCGAGGUCCCCUCGAGCUUCGCAGAUGAUGUCCAGCCCCCCAGCAAUACCAGGACGGACUCUUGGCACCCCCUUCCGGGAGACUGCGGCAGCUACUCCCAGCGCGCGAAGGUUGCCCAGAAGCCGUUGUCCAAGGGACGAUUCCAGCUCGGAUACCAGCGUCCGCCGCCAGCCUGUCGCUCCUUCAACUCGUCGCUGGCCGAAAAGACAGUUACGCGCAUGAAGGAUGUCAUCUCGGACCCGGACCUCUACCGCAUCUUUGAAAACACCUUCCCCAACACCAUCGAUACCGCCAUCAAAUGGAAGGGUGUUGCUGCAAACAACUCCCAGGAGGAGCUGUGCUUCGUAAUCACCGGCGAUAUUGACGCCAUGUGGCUCCGCGACUCGGCAAAUCAACUACAAGUCUAUCGCGACAUCAUGACGUCCCCCAAGGACGACAUCGCGAGCCUUUUCCGCGGCGCCAUUAACCUGCAAGCUCGCUACAUCGUCGUACACCCUUACUGCAACGCGUUCCAGGCCCCUCCAGAGUCUGGCAUCCCUACCGGUGUCGGAAGCGGGGGUUCAACCGUCUUCCCACCCAUCGAUACGAGCGUCGUAUCCACGUGCAACUUCGAGCUAGACUCCUUUGGCGCGUUCUUGCAGCUUUCUCACGACUAUUACACGGCCACGGAUGACGCCGAGUUCUUUGGGAAAUUCCAAUGGGUCUACGCCGUGCAAUCCAUGCUCAAGGCGGCGAAGGACAUGAUGGCGCCGACCUACGACGACGAUGGAAAGCGUUUGAAACCGCCGUAUACCUUCUCAUCUUACACCCGCACCAUGACGUCGACUCUCAACCUCGUGGGAACCGGAAACCCAGUUUCGCGAACGGGCAUGGUCCGCUCUCCCUUCCGACCUAGUGACGAUACCUCCGUAUUCGAGUUCCUCGUUCCCGCCAACAUGAUGUUUUCGCGCUACCUCAACGACACAGCCGCAAUCAUGGAUCAAAUCUCAAAGGCCCCAUCCGGCCUCGCUGACGAGAUGCGGGACCUUGCUACCGAAAUCCGAGAGGCUAUCCAAGAGCACGCUAUCAUUAAAGGUCCCGAAGGCGAGCUCAUGUACGCGUACGAAGUCGAUGGCUUCGGCGGACAAAACCUCAUGGACGAUGCCAACGUCCCUUCGCUUCUCUCUGCGCCAUUCAUCGGAUAUCUGGAAAUGGACGACGAGGUAUACCGAAAUACGAGAGAAUUUAUCCUCAGCGGAAAGAAUCCGUGGUAUGCUCGCGGACCUGUGAUUAAUGCCGUUGGGAGCCCACAUAUCAAGCCCGGAGAUGAGCAGGCCUUGGCGGAGCUGGUUUCGAGUACGGAUGGCUUGGGGCUGAUGCAUGAGAGCAUCAACAGCCUUAGCGCGGCUGAGUGGACGCGAGAAUGGUUCUCGUGGGCCAAUGGCUUGUUUGGGCAGAUGAUCUUGGAUCUCGAGGAGCGCAAGCCGCAUAUCCUCAAGAAGUCGUUUCAGGCGUAUCCCGUGGGCGGAGAGGAGGAAUAA
Scedosporium apiospermum is the source of this 1863-nucleotide messenger RNA. RefSeq lists its product as uncharacterized. NCBI's taxonomy places the organism in Eukaryota, Fungi, Ascomycota, Sordariomycetes, Microascales, Microascaceae. Gene Ontology annotation, biological process: carbohydrate metabolic process. The record is from RefSeq and is a predicted model, not a curated record. The coding region runs from base 1 to 1863 and encodes 620 amino acids. The transcript is spliced from 3 exons.